Messenger RNA from Xiphias gladius (swordfish), 7429 nucleotides. RefSeq names its product ATPase phospholipid transporting 10A (gene atp10a). Gene Ontology annotation, molecular function: ATPase-coupled intramembrane lipid carrier activity; ATP binding; magnesium ion binding. The coding region runs from base 151 to 4671 and encodes 1506 amino acids. NCBI's taxonomy places the organism in Eukaryota, Metazoa, Chordata, Actinopteri, Istiophoriformes, Xiphiidae. Gene Ontology annotation, biological process: phospholipid translocation. The transcript has 22 exons. The record is from RefSeq and is a predicted model, not a curated record. Gene Ontology annotation, cellular component: plasma membrane.
AAAAAAAGAGAGAGAGAGAAGCCAAACAAGCAAAAGUUUUCCUCAGACUCGCGAAAAGAGGAGUCGACAUGGAUGAAAACGAGCUGUUCGCGUGACUGAACGAAAAGACUGACGAAAAACUUCUGCACACGUUUGAAGCAGGGACGGGCUAUGGCGCGGGAGAGCGAAGACGCCGGGAUGUCCAAAGCUUCAGAAGUCAAAAGGCAGAGAAAGAAGAAGACCAAGGAGAACAAAACCAGGACUGUCCACGCAAACAUACUGUAUGACUACGCCAAAGGGGAGGAAAACCCAAACCGACACUAUGCAAACAACAAGAUUAAGACGACCAAAUACACUGUGCUGUCUUUCCUGCCAAAGAACCUUUUUGAACAGUUUCAUAGGUUUGCCAAUGUUUACUUUGUUUUUAUCGCUUUGCUGAAUUUUGUUCCAGUUGUCAAUGCUUUUCAGCCAGAACUCGCUCUGGCUCCCGUGGUUUUCAUUUUGUCUGUCACUGCCAUCAAAGACUUAUGGGAGGACUACAGGAGACACAGGUCGGAUAAAGAAAUCAAUCACAUGGAUUGUCUGGUCUACAGCAGAGCGGAGAGACGCUAUGUGGAGAAGUACUGGAAGGAGGUGCGGGUGGGAGACUUCAUCAGGCUGCGAUGUAACGAGAUCCUCCCCGCCGAUGUUCUGCUGCUGAGCACCAGUGACCCAGACCGCCUGUGCCACAUCGAGACCGCAACACUGGACGGGGAGACCAACCUCAAGCAGAGGCAGGUCGUCCGCAGUUUCUUUGACCUGGAUUGUGAUUUCGACCCCUUAAAGUACAACAGCAUCAUUGAAUGUGAAAAGCCCAACAAUGACCUGAACAGAUUCCGAGGCUACAUAAUCCAUCGAAGUGGCAGAAGAGAUGCACUUUACAAAGAGAACCUGCUGCUGCGAGGCUGCACCAUCCGCAACACAGAGGAGGCCGUGGGAAUAGUCAUUUAUGCAGGUCACGAGACCAAAGCCAUGCUGAACAACAACGGCCCGCGCUACAAGCGCAGUAAACUGGAGAGACAGAUGAAUGUAGAUGUGUUCUGGUGUGUCAUCAUCCUGCUGGUCAUGUGCCUGUUUGCUGCUGUGGGUCAUGGACUGUGGAUGUUUCAGUAUGGAGAUAAGAGACCUGUGUUUGACGUUCUCAGUCCAGAGGGGACAGAUUUAUCACCCAUCAUGUCAGCGAUUUAUCUCUUCCUCACUAUGAUCAUCGUCUUUCAGGUGCUGAUACCCAUCUCCCUUUUUGUGUCGAUUGAGAUCGUCAAGAUCUGCCAAGUGUACUUCAUCCAUCAGGACAUGGAUCUCUACGAUGAGGAGACAGACUCUCACCUGCAGUGCAGAGCUCUUAAUAUCACUGAGGAUCUCGGCCAGAUGCAAUACAUCUUCUCUGACAAGACAGGCACGCUGACAGAGAACAAGAUGGUGUUUCGCCGCUGCACAGUGGCAGGGGUGGAGUACUCCCAUGAUGCCAAUGCUAGAAGACUUGCUAUGUACCAGGAGAUGGACUCUGAAGAAGAAGAGUGCACGUCUCACGGUGGCACCCUGCCCAGGCGGGACAGUGUAACCAGCCACCAGAGCGCCCCGGUGGUGCUGCGCUCCCAGAGCACCAAGUCCCACCGCAGGACGGGCAGCAGGGCUGAGGCCAAGCGAGCCAGCAUCCUGUCCAAGCACACGGCCUUCAGCAGCCCCAUGGAGAAAGAUAUCACCCCCGACCCUCAGCUCCUAGACAAAGUCAAUGAAUGCAGCAGUCAGAUGGACUUCAUGCGUUUUCACAGCCAGCCAAUGUCCCAGCUGCCCUCUGACCUCUCAGACAUCAUUGAUUUCUUCAUCGCUCUCACCAUCUGCAACACGGUGGUGGUGUCCUCCCCCAACCAGCCCAGGCAGAAGGUCCGGAUGAGGUUUGAGCUGAAGUCCCCAGUUAAGACCAUCGAGGACUUCAUCAAACGCUUCACCCCCAGCCGACUGACCUCAGGCUCCAACAGCAGCAGCUCAUCUAGCCUCAUCACAAACCGCUCCUCCAGUAAGGGAUGCUCCAGCUUGCUGUCCUCCCCCUCUGCAGAGAGCACGCUCACCAAGCUGGAUGAGGAGCAGCCUCCCGGCAGCCUGCACCAUGCCUUCAGCCCCGUCCCGCCCUGCUAUGAUGGGAAGGCGUGGGAACUGGAGGACGGUGAGCUGCGCUAUGAGGCAGAGUCGCCCGAUGAGGCUGCACUUGUCUACGCUGCCAGGGCGUACAAAUGCUCCCUCGUCGGACGCCUGCCCGACCAGGUGACUGUGGAACUGCCACACCUGGGGAAGCUGAGCUUUGAGUUACUGCACACCCUGGGCUUUGACUCCACCAGGAAACGCAUGUCUGUGGUGGUCAGACAUCCUCUGACGGAUCAGAUCACUGUGUACACUAAAGGAGCAGACUCUGUCAUCAUGGACCUCAUUAAACCUCCCAACACAGGUAACUCCAAAGGGAAGCGGCAGAAGAAGAUUGUCUACAGGACCCAGAACUACCUGAACCUGUAUGCUGCAGAUGGCCUUCGCACACUGUGCAUUGCAAAAAAGAUCCUGAGCAAGGACGAGUAUGCCUGCUGGCUGCAGCGUCACCUGGAGGCUGAGACGGCCAUUCAGGGAAGAGAGGAGCUGCUCUUUGAGUCGGCCCUGCGACUGGAGACAAACCUCCAGCUUUUAGGAGCGACAGGCAUUGAGGACCGUCUGCAGGAUGGUGUGCCAGAAACUAUAGCUUCUCUGCGGAAGGCCGGCCUGCAAAUAUGGGUGCUGACGGGCGACAAACAAGAAACAGCCGUAAAUAUAGCGUAUGCAUGCAAGCUGCUGGACCCCGAGGAGGAGAUCCUGACACUGAAUGCUGAUUCUCAGGAGGCAUGUGCCUUGUUGCUGGAGGAAAGUUUACACUACAUCCAGGCCAAAUUCUUCUGCAGCUCCACAGACCAAGCUGCCAAGGCCUUCCAGACUAACUUAGCACCCUUUCAGAUCUAUCCCUCUUCAUCUCCGUCCUUCUCCUCCUCAUCCUCCCACACCAUUCCUUUCAUGGUGCACCGGUUGGGCCUGGUAAUUGAUGGGCGGACCUUGGCCUAUGCCUUGGAUAAGAAUUUGGAGGAUAAGUUUCUGGCCGUAGCGCGGAGCUGCCGUUCAGUGCUCUGCUGCCGCUCCACGCCGCUACAGAAGAGCAUGGUGGUCAAACUGGUGCGGAACAAGCUGAAGGUCAUGACACUGGCCAUAGGUGAUGGGGCCAAUGAUGUCAGCAUGAUCCAGGUAGCGGAUGUGGGCGUGGGGAUCUCGGGACAGGAGGGUAUGCAGGCAGUGAUGGCGAGCGACUUUGCUCUCCCACGUUUCCGGUAUCUUCAGAAGCUUCUGCUGGUCCACGGACAUUGGUGCUACUCCCGAUUAGCAAACAUGAUUCUCUAUUUCUUCUACAAAAAUGCUAUGUUUGUAGCACUCAUCUUCUGGUAUCAGUUCUACUGUGGAUUCUCAGGUUCAGCCAUGAUUGACCAAUGGUAUCUUAUCUUCUUCAAUCUGAUGUUCUCCGCCUUCCCCCAACUCAUCACUGGCACUCUGGACAAAGACGUGUCAGCAGAGACUCUCCAACAACUACCUCAGCUCUACGUGACCGGCCAGAACUCUGAGGAAUAUAAGCCAUAUAUGUUCUGGAUGAACAUGAUUGAUGCCUUCUACCAAAGUCUGGUCUGCUUCUUCAUCCCUUACUUUGCCUACACUGACUCUGAUGUGGAUCUGUUUACUUGGGGAACUCCCAUCACCACCCUCGCUUUAUUCACCAUUCUGCUGCACUUGGGCAUUGAGACCAAAACCUGGACCUGGAUGAACUGGCUGUCUAUCACCUUCAGUAUUGCCUUGUUCUUCACCGUGGCUCUGUGCUACAAUGCGUCCUGUCCCACCUGCUACUCCCCCUCCAACCCCUACUGGACCAUGCAGAGGCUGCUGCAGGACCCCCUCUUCUACCUGCUCUGUGUCAUCACACCUGUAGCAGCACUGCUGCCUAGAUAUUUCUACAGGGCGUGUCAAGGCACUUUGUUCUCCAGUCCGUUGCAAGUUGGAAGGCAGUUGGAUAAACUCCCCGCUGACACCCGCAGGAACAUCCUCAGCCUGAGCAGGGUCAAGGUGGGGUCACCGCUCAGCCCCAAGCCUCCCUUCCUGUCCCUCACCAAGCCCUCCGCUAAAGGUUGCAAUAAAAAAGACCAGAGGAGCUUCCCCAGCUCCAAGACAUCACUGGCCAAAAAAGGGCCCCUCUUACAAGCAGAUGAAGAGAAGGGCCAGAGAGGCCCACUGGGGCCCACAGACAGUGAGAAGGGCCUCUCAGAUCUCUACACAUUAGUUCCUAAAGAAAUAGACACUCUUCCUUACACCAAAGAUGCUCCUCUGCUCUUGGAGGAGCAGCAGCCUCCUUCCACCAAAGACUCGGAGUGUCUCGAUAAGACUUUAGAGCUGUCAGAUCAGACUCUGUCCAGCUGGACCACCUCCACGCCUCUUCUCACACAAACGGACAGCAUUCAGCUGACUCUGCCCCCUGACAGAGGCUCGCAGUUUGUCAAAUACACGAGGAACUCAGAGGAAAGACUCAAGACUGACCACACCGUUCACCCAGCACACAGGACAGAGCAGGUGGCAGAACAGUCGCUGCACACCACCUUGUGAUGUCUUAAGUAUGUUAACUCAAACUCCAAUUUGCACGAUAGUUUUUUAAAAUCUAAUUUUAUUGUAUUUUUCAAGGAGAUUCUUUUAUAAAAACUAGAAAUAGGUACUUUAUAUUUUGGAUGUUUAAAGCUAAAGAUAGGUUUUGGAGAUGGAAGAACUGGAAUACCCCUCAUUUGUUUUGGUUUUUUUAAUCCUGGGAAAAAUUCAUUUCACAAAGACGCAUCUCAGUACUUGAUCAGGUUUUAAUGUCAAGAAGAGCAGAGUAGAGACAUUCCACUGCUGGGUUAUUUGGGAGUUUGUUUUCUCUCUGCUAUGGUACCCUAUUCAUUCUUUCAACGUGGCCUGUCAAUGCGUUGGGACCUGGAUCAAAUACCAGUGGGCCUUAAAUAGGUGAUGGUAUUCCUGAGGAGAGAAGAUUUGUAGGUUUUAAGUCCCCAAAGAAACACGUCUGAUUUUGUGCAAGAGGAUCUCCAUGGAGAUAAUCACAGAGUUUUAUUUUUACAUACAUCAGCAAAUUUAUUAUUUUGUAAUUUGGCAUUGGUUCAGUGCUCAUUUUGUCUUGUUGCUGGAUUUUUUUGCUCAAUUUGAAAUGCUGAAAAGUGUGUUCAUAACAGUUAUGUUGUACAGUACAUUCCACUGAAAAAUUAUGAGAGCUGUAGGCUUUAAACAUAAUCACGCCAGGAGCAUAUACCAAAAAUUUUUUAUUUCAAACUUUAUACAGCAAAACUCUACCAGAAAUGAUGCUCUAUUUGAGUGUGAGUGUGUGUCUGAGAGUGUGUGUCUGUGUGUCCAUUGACUCAUUGGAUUUGUUUUAACAGUGCCAGCCAGUUUUACUUUAAAAGAAUAGUUUGACAGUUAGGGAAAUAUGUUUAUUUGCUUUCAUACUGAGAGUUAGAAGAGAAGAUUGGUACCGCUCAUAUAACUGUCCCCUCGCCAGGCCAGCGAUUUCCCAUGCUUCCAGUCUUCAUGCUAAGCUAAGCUAAGCUAAGCAUUUAGCUUCAUAUUUAAUAUACAAACAUACAAAGCUCUCUUCAAAGCUAACAUCUGCCUAUUAGUACCUCUAAAGCUCACUAAUUAAGAUUUUAUAUCUUGUUUGUUUAAACCAUACAAAAACUGGAGUCUUGUCAUCGUGAGUUUCCCAGGUAAAAUUUCCUAGAAGUCACUGCUCCCAGCCAAAAAAUAGUCCGGCAUAUAACACCUAUAAAACCAUGAAUGCUGUUUUUAUACUUAAAUUAAUGAGAUACAAUGUGUUAAUUAGUGAGCUUUGGAGCUGCCGCCCAGCUAACUGUUUCCCCCUGUUUCCAGUUUUUAUGCUCAGCUAAACCAACAGUAUCGUGGCUGUGGCUUCAUAUUAAGUGCACAUUCGUGAGAGUGGUAUCAAUCCUCUCAUGUAAUUCUCAGUAAGAAAGCAAAUAAGCGUAUUUACCUAAAUGUCAAACUAUUCCUUUAAGCACUGUACAGUAUGUUGACAACAAACUACCAUCACGUUUCAUAAACCAGUUUACUUGAAGGUCCUUUUUUAACCCUUUAUUUCAUGCAUUGAGUUCAUCUUAGCCCAGUGUAACCUUCUUUUUUUUUUUUCUCUGCUGGCGUUCAGCUGUAAACCAAAAGCUCAAUGGUGAAAGAAAGUAUUUCCCAAAUGUCAAAGAUGCGGCUCUAAGAUUGAAAUUUGCACUUUGAAAGCAUUAUUUCAGAACUACCAAUUAGUAUUGUUGGUGCUGUUGUUCAGUGCUCAGAUACAGUAUGAAAAGGACGAGAAGCUUUGUUCACUUUAUACGUUUGCAAACAUCAUGAUGUAUUUGUCAUCAUUAACAAACUAGUAAAAGUAUGAAAAAUUGGGAGGAUGCUACAGUUUGUUUAAUUGUUUAGCAUUUAAAGCAGCAGCACCUUUAAUAUUUUAUGAUUGUAUCUAAUUGCAGUACAUUUUUGUAAAGUGUAUCAUUUACCAAAGAUCAUUUAUAUUUCUUAUUUUCUAAGCAAUAGUAUGUGCAUUAACACUGGAUAAGAAAUUACAAAUCUAAGACUUUGCUUAUGAUGCUGAAGUUGUAUUUGUUUAAAGAUGACAGUGCAUCUUUGUUCAAUGAGGAGCGUUUAGUGUUCUUCUAGAUGAUGUUUAUGAGGCUACAUGCUAUGUGGUUUCUUUGCUCCUGUCUGUUUUUUUUGCACACGGUGCUUUCUUCUGGCAUGUUGUUCAGAGUCUGACUCCACAGUCUGUCCACUUUGUUUAAUAGGUUCUGUCUGUUCUGUGCUUUUGGCGUCGCACUUGCAACGCAUUUGUGCCAGAAUGAAGCUCAAGUAUAUUCACUGCUGCAUACCCACUUUACCAGAUUCCUCACAGGAAUGUUCACUCUCACUGCACACGACCUUGAACAUAUCUGAACUCUGUUUUUCAUUUGUAUUUUGGUUACAAGGUAGGCCUGAGUUUCACAUUUGAGGGGGAAAUUAUCUGUUGUUGAUCCUUGAGAUCGUCAUUCAAGGUAUUAAUCUAAGUAUUUAAUAGAUUCAGGAUCAUUAAAGUUCUGGUUUGGUCCAGCCUCUCUAAAUUAAUAGGUUGUAGCUAACUGGAGAAGCUACAGAGUUCCAGCCCUAAGCAGCAAUAUACACUUAAUCACCUCACACACAUCAACAACAUGGAUAAACUAUAGUUUAAGUUUUGUUCAGAUAAACAAGUUUUUCUUAUACUUCUUUGUCCUUCGAGUAAUUGGAAAUUACUUGUAUCAUGGCUACUUGUGAACAAAAUAAAAAUGAUAAUAAUAAA